Molecule: messenger RNA, 1513 nt
Organism: Hemiscyllium ocellatum (epaulette shark)
Lineage: Eukaryota; Metazoa; Chordata; Chondrichthyes; Orectolobiformes; Hemiscylliidae
Gene: ak2
Product: adenylate kinase 2
Exons: 7
Coding region: 107-814 (235 amino acids)
Biological process (GO): ADP biosynthetic process
Cellular component (GO): mitochondrion; cytoplasm
Molecular function (GO): AMP kinase activity; ATP binding
Source: RefSeq, a predicted model, not a curated record
GUCGGCGCGAGGAGCCGGGAGGUAGCGCGAGAGGAAGCAGCAGAAGUGGCGCGUGUGGAGCGGCGUUGGGUCCGGCGUUUCAAAACGAACCAACACCGAGCAAAACAUGAGUCCGGGAGCUGGCAAGGAACCGAGAGCGAGUCAUGUCCAGAAAGGGAUCAAGGCCAUUCUGCUGGGGCCACCUGGGGCAGGGAAAGGCACACAGGCUCAAAGGCUUGCAGACCACUACAAUGUCUGUCACUUAGCAACAGGUGACAUGUUACGAGCAAUGGUGGCAUCAGGAUCAGAAUUGGGUCUGAAGUUGAAGAAGACAAUGGAUGAGGGCAAACUUGUCAGCGAUGAGAUGGUGGUUGAACUGAUUGAUAAAAACUUGGACAGUGCAGCCUGCAAAAAUGGAUUUCUGUUGGACGGAUUCCCUCGCACUGUGAAUCAGGCACAGAUGUUUGAUCAACAAUUGGAAAAGCGAUCUGAGAAGUUGGACUCUGUGGUAGAACUUAAGAUUCAAGAUGACUUGUUGAUAAGCAGAAUCUGUGGCAGACUGAUUCACCAGGCCAGUGGACGCACUUAUCAUGAAUUGUACAACCCACCUAAAGUGCCAAUGAAAGAUGAUGUAACCGGUGAACCUUUGCUAAAACGCUCAGAUGACAAUGAAGAAACAUUAAAAUCUCGUCUUUCUGCUUACCACACCCAAACCAAACCUCUCAUUACAUAUUACCAAAAGAAAGGGCUCCUUACAGCUGUUGAUGCCACACAGCCUCCUGAUGUUGUUUUUUCUACUAUUCUAGCUGCAUUCAGUGGAGCUGCAUCCAUCUGAAAAUUAUGAUGCCCAAGACACACUCAUCCCUGCCACCAGUAUGCCAACAAUCAAGUUUUAUUAUGUCAAGUUUACAUAAUGUUGAAGGGGAUGGUGGUGGUAGGUUACAGAAUGUAGGAGGGUAUGUUGGUGGGUUAUGAAAGUGCAAUUCCAUUUUAAAAUUUUGGUUUGUUAUUAUUGGGAUUUGAGGGCUUUUCAGGAAUCAAACUUUUAAACCAUUUCAUUUUAUUGAUUAUAUAAUAGGAAAAGUAUUUGUGGGGGUAGUGUGAAAUCUAAUUUUGUGUAAAAAUCCUGAGCUAAUUACUGCCCACUUUUCCUUGCUCUGAUAAAAGUACACACAGUAUUACACUUUUUGGGGUCACUGUGUAAUGAAGGGCAUGACUGAUACUAGUAUCAAAUGCUUUUCAAAAAGAAUAUUCGUUAUGAUUGAACAAUAAAGUUAAAGUAGUUACAUUGACAAUGGUAUUAGAGUUUGGUCCAGCUGAUUAUAGCUCAAUUUUAAUAUUCAUGUCAAUAAAAAGGAUAAUUCAUCACUGUUAUUUUCAUUUUAUAAAUAUAUUUUUACUAACUUGGAGAUGACUAUUUUUGAAAUGCAUAAUUCAGAAUUGAUCAAUCAUGAUGAAAUAUUGUGUGCAAAGGCAGUUUAACUGAGAGCAUAGUUUUGAAGUGUGUGCUGAAAGAUUGGACAUUUCAAUUCUU